AUGGCGAGUGGCAGCCAUAUGCAUAACUUCACCACCCUCAUCAAGCGGCUCGAGGCGGCGACCUCACGCUUGGAGGAUAUGGCGAUGAGCUUGGACGACAACAGCGCAUCAAAAACCACAGGACCGUCCUCAGCAGCAGCACCGGCUUUGCCUGAACCCCCGAAACCAGCUGCACCACCCGCUCCCCCAGCAGCUCCCGCGGCGCCACAGGUCCCUGUUCAGAUCCAAGACUUCGACACAUUGAUCAAGGGUGACGUUCAGAACUUUGUGAAUCUCGGAGAAAAGAUCGGCGGACUGGUGGCAGAGCAGUCGAAAGCCGUCCUGCAGGCCUUCCAGGCUGAGCGCACCUUCCUCUAUGUCUCGACGAAGGCAAAGAAGCCCGACGUGCCCCCUCCAGAGCUCAUGACCGAUUUGCACAAGGCCUCUGACAGUAUCAACAACAUCAAAGAGUCCAAUCGCGCUUCAUCAUUGUUCAACCACCUUAGCGCAGUUGCCGAGGGUAUUGUGGCGCUGGGUUGGUUCUUUGAGAGCAAGCCGGCGGACUUUGUUGCUGAGAUGAUUGGCGGCAUUGAAUACUAUGGUAACAAGGUGCUCAAGGAAUACAAGGAAAAGGACCGCACCCAUGUUGAAUACAUUCAGGCCUACUACCAGAACUUUAAGGCCCUUUCCGCCUACCUCAAGAAACACUAUCCCAAAGGCUUGACAUGGAAUUCCGAGUCUGGUCUCAGCGCCCUGGACGCCUUGAAGGAGGUCAAGGCCGGCUCUGCCUCAACUGGCGGCGGUGGUGCUCCUCCCCCUCCACCACCUCCCCCUCCCCCUCCUGUGCCCUCUGUGAACGUCCCUGGAGGUAUCCCACCACCCCCUCCUCCUGGUAUUCCUCCUGCUCCCGCGCCCUCUGCGCCAGCGCCUGAUAUGGCCGCUGUCUUUGACCAGCUCAACCAGGGUGAGCAGAUCACAUCGGGCCUGCGCAAGGUGGACAAGUCACAAAUGACCCACAAGAACCCCAACCUUCGUGCAGGCUCCACGGUCUCGGAGUCUUCUGUGUCAUCUCGACCUAAGUCGCCUGCGCCAAGCAAGAAGCCCAAGCCUGAAAGCAUGCGUGCCCGCAAGCCGCCACGCAAGGACCUUGAGGGCACCAAGUGGCUGAUCGAGAAUUUUGAAGGCUCCGAUGAGAUUAUUGAGGUUCAGGCACAGCAGAAUCAGUCUAUUCUUAUCACGCGUUGCAACCAGUGCAUUGUCAAGGUUUCCGGCAAGGCUAAUGCUAUCGCGAUUGACAACUGCACGGGCCUCUCUAUCAUUGUUGAUUCCCUCGUCAGCAGCCUCGACGUCAUCAAGUCGCCCAAAUUCGCUCUUCAAAUCGAUGGCACUGUUCCAACAGUUCUUCUGGAUCAGGUGGAUGGAGCCACUGUGUACCUUGGCCAGAAGAGUCUCGCAACGGAGAUUUUCACCAGCAAGUGUAGUGCCGUCAACAUCAUGCUACCUCCCCAGGAGGGUACUGAUGAUGAUACCAAGGAGUGCCCUGUCCCGGAGCAGAUCAAGAGUUAUAUCAAGAACGGUGUGUUGGUCAACGAAAUUGUUGAGCACGCCGGUUAG
Molecule: messenger RNA, 1593 nt
Organism: Penicillium diatomitis
Lineage: Eukaryota; Fungi; Ascomycota; Eurotiomycetes; Eurotiales; Aspergillaceae
Gene: capA
Product: adenylate cyclase-binding protein
Exons: 4
Coding region: 1-1593 (530 amino acids)
Biological process (GO): cytoskeleton organization; regulation of adenylate cyclase activity
Cellular component (GO): cytoplasm
Molecular function (GO): adenylate cyclase binding; actin binding
Source: RefSeq, a predicted model, not a curated record